AUGCUUCUUUCGGCGUUCGCGCGGCCCUGCAAAGUUAAAGCUGUGCUAGACCUUAGUGGGGGCAUGAGGCGCUGGGAGAUAAUCUGCAGCGCCUGCGGCGGCCACUUGGGCCACGUGUUCACAGGCGAGGGGUUUACGCGGACCAACGAGCGGCACUGCGUGAACUCCUUGUCCAUAAAGUACCAAGAAAAAGAGCCUGGCCUCGAGACAGAAAUUCUCAUGCCUGCUAAUUAG
Messenger RNA from Eimeria necatrix, 234 nucleotides. RefSeq lists its product as hypothetical. Gene Ontology annotation, biological process: response to oxidative stress; protein repair. NCBI's taxonomy places the organism in Eukaryota, Apicomplexa, Conoidasida, Eucoccidiorida, Eimeriidae. Gene Ontology annotation, molecular function: peptide-methionine (R)-S-oxide reductase activity. The record is from RefSeq and is a predicted model, not a curated record. Bases 1 to 234 code for a protein of 77 amino acids. The transcript has 3 exons.